Drosophila hydei is the source of this 2124-nucleotide messenger RNA. It is a transcript of the gene ecd, whose product is annotated as protein ecdysoneless. The transcript has 2 exons. Gene Ontology annotation, cellular component: nucleus. Lineage: Eukaryota; Metazoa; Arthropoda; Insecta; Diptera; Drosophilidae. The coding region runs from base 15 to 2108 and encodes 697 amino acids. The record is from RefSeq and is a predicted model, not a curated record.
AGACAACAAAGACAAUGAAUAAGCUGCCAGGUGCCAAUUUGGAAUUCGUGCGCGAGGAUGAUUUUGUCGAAUACUAUAUAUUCCCCAAGCUAGCUGACGUGGAUGAACACGAUGUGGAGAAAGUGCGCCAGCAGCUGGAGCAAGUGCGUACGGAUUGCAUGGCCCUCGUGGAAAAGAAGGUUGCAGAACGCUGUUAUAUUUGGAACAAGGAUGAAUUUCAUCUGCAAGUACGCACGGGAAGUGCUGAGGAACGUCUGCUCAACGAGGAAGGCAACAAGGAGGAGGAGGAGGAGCCUGAGGGUAUGCUGCCGCCCCAUUUGCACGGCGUCACGCAUUAUGGCGACAAUAUUGGGGAUGAGUGGUUUAUUGUCUAUCUCAUGAGCGAAUUGACCCGCUCUCGACCGGAUUGCAUAGGUCGUGUUUUCGAUGGCGACGGCGAGUUUCUGCUUAUCGAAGCAGCCGAUGUGCUGCCCGACUGGGCGAGUCCCGAGACGUGUGAACAGCGCGUUUACAUUGUUAAUGGCGGACUGCAGCUGUUACAAAAUGCCUCCAACAAUAGCGACAGCAAACGUAUGCCCAUGGCUAAAGCAGUGCAGCGCAUACGUCUCAAUCCCACGCUCUAUCGCUGUUCCCGUGACAUUCAGAAUUGCAUCGAGGCGCGUUUGCAAGAAUUUCAGCCAGCACAGCCACACGCUUCUAUUCAUCGCCAAAUAGUGCAGCUACCGCAGAAUGCGGCACAGUUGCUCAAGCAGCGACCUGGUCUAGUGGCGUCAGCUGUGCGCGCCUUCUGCGAAAGAGAUACGCUCGACACAAAAGCGCUGCGUACCAUGCGCUAUUUUCCUCCUGAAACCCCACGCAAACGCACAAAUGUCGCCUUCACUCGUUAUCUGUAUGCCAUGAUAAUGCAUAGCCAAUAUACACCGGAGCGUCGGCUGGGCUGGCAGUUGACGGACUCCGUUGCCAAUCCUGAGUGCUAUAAGGAACAGCUGCUGGGCGUAAAGCUAACUAGCGGCUUGGAAAUACUAGCCAGCCAGGCAAAACGUGCUGAUGACCAGCUGGACGACAAGUCACCUGCCUGGCGUGCAUAUUUGCGAAGCUUGCAGGGCAAGGGCUAUUUUCGGGACAACAUAGAGGGCAGUGCAGAGUAUGAACGCCUGUUGGCUACUGCUAAGGAGUAUUUUAAGUGCAACCAGGAACGCUUUCGAACUGCACCGUUGGUUGGCGCCGAAAUAGUAGAUAUGCUGUUGCAUCCUGGUGAGGGCAGCGCUGCGGAGCUGCUGCGUGACGAGGAGAACAAUCUCCUACCUAGUGAUUCAGAUGAUUGGUUGAACAUCACAGCCGAGGACCUGGAUGCGAUGCUGCAGCAGCGCUAUGGACCACAAAAGCUGUACAAUCCCAAUGGCGAUAUGAAUGCAGAAGAAUUUACCAAGCAUCUAUCUCAGUUCUUGGACAGGCAAUCCAACUUUGAAGGUAUUGAAGGGCCGAGUGAUGCCGGCGACGAGCUGGACUCAGACGACGACGAGCCACCGGCGCCAACAAGUGCGACGAGCAGCAACGCAAAGGUGAAAAAGAACGCUUCGAUGAGGAAGGCUUGCAAACGCAACUCUUUGAUUCAAUCCGAUGAGCAGGACAGCACACAUGUGCGCAAUUUUCUGGACUUUGUGAUACCAGAGGACAACUGGGAUUCCAAUUCAGAGAUGAGUGAUUAUGCGGACGAGGAGGAUAUAGAGCGCAAUUUUGAUGCGCUGUCCAAUGCCAGCGGUGGCGGCGACGCCAACUACCGUUUGGAUCGUAAUAUCAAGGCGUAUAUGGAGCAAAUGGAUCGUGAACUGGCACAGACUACUGUGGGCAAAUCGUUUCAUGCCAAGAGUAGCACAGCUGCCAGCACAUCGGAGCAGCACAAUGCUGCGGAGGAUGAUUUCGAUGACAUUGAGGACUUUGAGCCUAUUAAUAUAAACGUGAAUACGCUGCGCAAUAUGAUGGACAGCUAUAAGUCGCAAAUGGGCGGCGCAGGUCCCGUAUCCAAUUUAUUUAAUGCCAUGGGCGUGGGAAUGUCAGCUGCAGCUGCAGACGAAAAGUCCAAGGAUCUAUCAGAGUCGGCUGUCUAAGGCACAAACAGGAACU